AUGAUGAAGCCGUCCAUAGCUGAGAUGCUUCACAGAGGGAGGAUGCUGUGGAUAAUUCUUCUAAGCACAAUCGCUCUAGGAUGGACUACCCCAAUCCCCCUGAUUGAGGACUCAGAGGAAAUAGAUGAGCCCUGUUUUGAUCCAUGCUACUGCGAAGUUAAAGAAAGCCUUUUCCACAUACAUUGUGACAGCAAAGGAUUUACAAACAUUAGUCAGAUUACUGAGUUCUGGUCAAGACCUUUUAAACUGUAUCUUCAGAGGAAUUCAAUGAGAAAAUUGUACACCAAUAGUUUUCUUCAUUUAAAUAAUGCUGUGUCCAUUAACCUUGGGAACAAUGCAUUACAGGACAUUCAAACUGGCGCUUUCAAUGGUCUUAAGAUCUUAAAGAGACUAUAUCUCCAUGAGAACAAACUAGAUGUCUUCAGAAAUGACACCUUCCUUGGCUUAGAAAGUCUGGAAUACCUGCAGGCAGAUUACAAUGUCAUUAAACGUAUAGAGAGUGGGGCAUUUCGGAACCUAAGUAAAUUGAGGGUUCUAAUCUUAAAUGAUAAUCUCAUUCCUGUACUUCCAACCAAUUUAUUUAAGGCUGUUUCUUUAACCCAUCUGGACCUCCGUGGAAACAGGUUAAAGGUUCUCUUCUACCGUGGAAUGCUAGAUCACAUUGGCAGAAGCCUGAUGGAGCUCCAGCUGGAAGAGAACCCUUGGAACUGCACCUGUGAGAUUGUGCAGCUGAAGAGUUGGCUGGAGCGAAUUCCUUACACAGCCCUGGUGGGGGACAUCACCUGUGAGACACCUUUCCAUUUCCAUGGGAAGGAUCUUCGUGAAAUCAAGAAAACAGAACUCUGUCCAUUGUUAUCUGAUUCUGAGGUGGAGGCCAGUUUGGGGAUUCCCCACUUACCAUCAAGCAAGGAGAAUGCCUGGCCAACUAAACCUUCCUCUAUGUUGUCCUCUGUCCAUUUUACAGCUUCUUCUGUUGAAUAUAAGUCCUCCAAUAAGCAGCCAAAGCCCACCAAACAGCCCCGAACACCCAGACCACCAUCUACAUCCCAGGCUCUGUACCCUGGUCCAAAUCAACCUCCCAUUGCCCCCUAUCAGACCAGACCACCUAUUCCCAUUAUAUGUCCUACUGGGUGUACAUGUAAUUUGCAUAUCAAUGACCUUGGCUUGACUGUCAACUGCAAAGAACGAGGAUUUAACAACAUCUCUGAACUCCUCCCAAGACCCUUGAAUGCUAAGAAGCUCUACCUGAGCAGCAAUCUGAUUCAGAAGAUAUACCGCUCUGAUUUUUGGAAUUUUUCUUCUUUGGAUCUCUUGCACCUGGGGAACAAUCGCAUUUCUUAUGUCCAGGAUGGAGCUUUCAUCAACCUGCCCAACCUGAAGAGUCUCUUUCUCAACGGCAAUGACAUAGAAAAGCUGACACCAGGUAUGUUCCGAGGUUUACAGAGUUUGCACUACUUGUACUUCGAAUUCAAUGUCAUCCGGGAAAUCCAACCUGCAGCCUUCAGCCUCAUGCCCAACUUGAAGCUGUUAUUUCUCAACAAUAACUUGCUGAGGACCCUGCCAACUGAUGCCUUUGCAGGUACAUCCCUGGCUCGGCUCAACUUGAGGAAGAACUACUUCCUCUACCUGCCAGUAGCUGGCGUCCUUGAACAUUUGAAUGCCAUCGUGCAGAUAGAUCUCAAUGAGAAUCCUUGGGACUGCACUUGUGACCUGGUCCCCUUUAAACAGUGGAUCGAAACCAUCAGCUCAGUCAGCGUGGUAGGUGAUGUACUCUGUAGGACCCCCGAGAAUCUCACCCACCGUGAUGUACGCACUAUUGAGCUGGAAGUUUUAUGCCCAGAGAUGCUGCAUGUUGCACCACCUGGACCAUCGCCACCGCAGCCUGGAGAUUAUGACCCCAACGGAGGACCAACAAGUGCAUCACCAUAUGAGUUCUCUCCUCCCGGGGGCCCUGUGCCACUUUCUGUGUUGAUUCUCAGCCUGCUGGUUCUGUUCUUCUCAGCUGUCUUUGUUGCAGCAGGCCUCUUUGCCUAUGUGCUCCGUCGGCGGAGGAAGAAGCUGCCCUUUAGAAGCAAGCGGCAAGAAGGUGUGGACCUUACAGGAAUCCAGAUGCAAUGUCACCGUCUGUUUGAAGAUAGUGGGGGCAGUGGUGGUGGGAGUGGAGGUGGAGGUCGACCAACUCUGUCCUCUCCAGAGAAAGCCCCUCCCGUGGGUCACGUGUAUGAGUACAUCCCGCACCCAGUUACCCAGAUGUGUAACAACCCCAUCUACAAGCCUCGAGAGGAGGAAGAAGUGGCCGCCUCAGCAGCCCAGGAACCAGGAGCUGCAGAACGUGGAUGUCCUGGGACACAGCCACCAGGAAUGGGUGAGGUGCUCUUAGGAAGUGAGCAGUUUGCAGAAACACCCAAGGAGAACCACAGCAACUACCGGACCUUGCUGGAAAAAGAGAAGGAGUGGGCCCUGGCGGUUUCCAACUCCCAACUUAACACCAUAGUGACGGUGAACCAUCACCACCCUCCCCCUCACCACUCAACAGUUGGUGGGGUUUCAGGGGUAGGUGGAGGGACUGGGGGAGACUUGGCUGGGUUCCGCCACCACGAGAAGAAUGGUGGGGUGGUGCUGUUUCCCCCUGGGGGAGGUUGUGGUGGUGGCAGUAUGCUGCUAGACCGUGAGAGGCCACAGCCUGCUCCAUGCACAGUGGGAUUUGUGGACUGUCUCUAUGGCACAGUGCCCAAAUUAAAGGAACUACAUGUCCACCCCCCUGGCAUGCAAUAUCCAGACUUACAGCAGGACGCCAGGCUCAAAGAAACCCUUCUCUUCUCAUCUGGAAAGGGCUUCACAGACCACCAAACCCCCAAAAGUGAUUACCUCGACUUAAGGGCCAAACUUCAAACUAAGCCGGAUUACCUCGAAGUUCUGGAGAAGACAGCAUACAGGUUCUAACAGAAAGAAGAGAAUAAAUUAGUGGCUUUGUUUUGAUUUUCAAAAGAAAAGGAAAAUAAAAAGAAAUAUAUCCCCGGCUCCCAUUAUACUUGUCCCAGUAACUCCAUCCUCACAGUCCCCCCUUGCCCAGGACAGAACUGAAACGCAUGAUAACUAGAGAAUACAGAAGUGGGCUCUCCCCUCUCAGAUGUGACUCUGAGGAAGGGCCGUACUCAGAUCAUUAAUCAAUGAAGUGCCUUCGCAGACUUUUGCCAGCAAAUGUUAUCAUUAUUUUUUAUACUGAAACUGGAGACUUUGACUGUGCCAUGUGUGAGGUAUAUUGGGGAUCGUUGUAUUGAUCCUAACUGAGUAAAAUUCAAUGUGUCUUUUUAUUUUCAGUAACUUUUAUUCCCUUUAGUUGCAGUUUUGUUUGAAAGGGAGUGGGGAGGUUGACAUUUAUGGCUUUCUCUCCUUUUCCCAUCA
This is a messenger RNA of Peromyscus eremicus (cactus mouse), 3405 nucleotides long. RefSeq names its product SLIT and NTRK like family member 3 (gene Slitrk3). The coding region runs from base 1 to 2943 and encodes 980 amino acids. Gene Ontology annotation, biological process: axonogenesis; positive regulation of synapse assembly; regulation of presynapse assembly. Gene Ontology annotation, molecular function: protein binding. Gene Ontology annotation, cellular component: postsynaptic density membrane; GABA-ergic synapse. The record is from RefSeq and is a predicted model, not a curated record. The transcript has a single exon. NCBI's taxonomy places the organism in Eukaryota, Metazoa, Chordata, Mammalia, Rodentia, Cricetidae.